AUGUUGAAUUGCCAUCAUAUCUAUAACGAUAUUGAUGUAGUUAUCUAUGCUGUUGAUCUUUUGACAGGUAAAGGAGGUGAGUGGAUCCGUGCAGGCGUCAAGUUGAGGCACCAUCAAGUGCGGGUGAAGCCGUCCGGUUGGUUGCGCAGAAAGAUUGAAAGAUUUUUAGGAAGAAGGGGGGGGGGUAGAAGAACAUCCACUUAUGCUUUGUUUUCUAAUGAUUAUUCAUUCACCUGCAUCACCUUUGUUGUCCUUAGCGAACACGAAUCUUUCCCUUUUGUUGACUAUCUUAGACCGUAA
Molecule: messenger RNA, 300 nt
Organism: Phytomonas sp. EM1
Lineage: Eukaryota; Euglenozoa; Kinetoplastea; Trypanosomatida; Trypanosomatidae
Source: the annotation of a GenBank genome assembly